Molecule: messenger RNA, 666 nt
Organism: Solanum stenotomum
Lineage: Eukaryota; Viridiplantae; Streptophyta; Magnoliopsida; Solanales; Solanaceae
Product: agamous-like MADS-box protein AGL62
Exons: 1
Coding region: 1-666 (221 amino acids)
Biological process (GO): positive regulation of transcription by RNA polymerase II
Molecular function (GO): RNA polymerase II cis-regulatory region sequence-specific DNA binding; protein dimerization activity; DNA-binding transcription factor activity, RNA polymerase II-specific
Source: RefSeq, a predicted model, not a curated record
AUGGCAAAAAAACCAAGCAUGGGUCGUCAAAAGAUUAAAAUUGCCAAGAUAGAGGUCAAGAAUCACCUCCAAGUUACCUUCUCAAAACGUCGUUCUGGUCUUUUCAAAAAAGCCAGUGAACUAUGCACACUAUGUGGUGUUGAAAUAGCCAUCAUAGUUUUUUCUCCAGCGAGAAAAGUUUUUUCUUUUGGUCACCCUAAUGUUGAGUCCAUUAUUGAUAGAUUCCUCACGAGAAAUAAUUCUAAUAAUAAUCCAAUCGCGAAUAAUUCAGUUCAACUUGUUGAGGCUCAUCGAAAUGCUAGUGUUCGUGGGCUCAAUUUACAACUUACUCAAAUUCUUGGUGAGGUUGAAAUUGAGAAGAAAAGAGGAGAAUCACUUGAUCAAAUGAGGAAAACAAGUCAAAGCCAAUAUUGGUGGGAAGCUCCUAUAAGUCAACUUGAUUUGCAAGAACUUGAACAAUUAAAGGAUUCAAUGGAGGUUUUGAAAAAAAAUGUGACUAAUCAAGCAAACAAGUUUAUGGUUAAUGAGACUGCUAAUCCUUCUUUUUUUGGUGUUAAUGGUAAUGGGAUUUUUGACAAUUAUGAUAUCAAGCCACCUAGAAACAUGGUUGCUUCAAAUAAUCCUCAUAACCAUAACCUUGGUUUUGAUUCAGCCGCAUUUUUUUAA